AAAAGACUACUAUUAUCUUGAAAUUAAGGAUGAUAUUUAUAUAGAUCCUAAUAUGUAUGCUAAAGUUUGUUUUUAUUAUGAAAAGGUGUUGAAUUAUGUAUGAGAGGAAUAUAGUGAUGUUCACAAGGAAAAAGGAGAAAAGGACCCUAUUUAGGAGCAGAGAUAAAUCUGAGACAACCACGUAUAUCAUAAAUGAAAUAAUACUGAUCACAAAUCAAUAAUUAUUUAAGCUAGGCAUAUGAUGCUUAAUCAUGGAAUUUUAAUUUAUUUCAUCAAAACGAAUUUUUCUGUGCAGUGAAAAGGCGGAAGUACUGUGGUUUGUGUUACGCUUCUUCAACAGGAAGAUGAGAUUAGAGCAUUUAUCAUAUCUUUCUCAGGGAUCAAAAUUGACUGGGCAUCUCUAGUUUCAAUCUUAAAUUGGGAACUCAAGACAUGUCUAAAUUUUCUGGUUUUGUAGGGGGCUUUAUCCACAAGAUCAGGACCUUCCUUCUCUGAUCAGAGAUGACGGAAUCCAACAAAUAUAACUUUGAACUGGUAAAUCAGGGUACUUCUACACGAUGGCGCAAGAGAAGAACUACAAAAGAAUGUGGAGAAAACUCAUCUGCAUUUUUCCUUGCCCGGUCCAUUGCUAUAGCUUUGGGGAUCCGUUUCAUGGUAAUGGUAAUGAUAUGCAGUGCCACGAUCAUAAAUUCAUUUUUCAACCAAGGAGCUCCAAUUUCUUUGAAAGAAAGUUACUGUGGCCCAUGUCCUCAAAACUGGCUAUGUUAUAGAAAGAACUGCUACCAGUUUUUUAAUGAAAGCAAAAGUUGGUACCAGAGUCAAGCUUCAUGUAUGUCUCAAAAUUCCAGUCUCCUGAAGAUAUACAGUAGAGAGGACCAGGAUUUCUUUAAAUUGGUGAAAUCAUAUCAUUGGAUGGGACUAGUGAAAGUUCCAACAAAUGGAACCUGGCAAUGGGAAGAUGGCUCCAUUCUUUCACCUAGCCAAGAGGAAUGUGAAUAAUGUACAUACAAACCGGGGUUCUGUCAAUGACAACAAGGACCGUGUUGUUUCUUAUCGAAUCCAAGAACAUCAAACAAGCAAACGUGCAGCCCUCUCGGGGUUCCCCUUGCCGCGCAG
Molecule: messenger RNA, 1116 nt
Organism: Manis pentadactyla (Chinese pangolin)
Lineage: Eukaryota; Metazoa; Chordata; Mammalia; Pholidota; Manidae
Gene: KLRK1
Product: killer cell lectin like receptor K1
Exons: 7
Coding region: 502-999 (165 amino acids)
Biological process (GO): positive regulation of natural killer cell mediated cytotoxicity
Cellular component (GO): external side of plasma membrane
Molecular function (GO): signaling receptor activity
Source: RefSeq, a predicted model, not a curated record